GGACGCGGCCCGAGUCUUGCGCUGUUGGCACUUAGCUGUCAAACAGGGGCGAAGUCGUACUCUCUGCUAGCGUCAAGUGUCCGUGUGGAAAACGAGUUUUAUUCAUGGUAAUCUCUAACUAGGUGAAACUUUUAAACGCCUGUCUCACAACAGGACUAGGGAUUCCGAGGAUCUGCAGGUGGUGGGGAAAUGGAGGCUCCCGCUUCAUCACGCUCUCUCUCCCGGAAGAGGAGGAGAGACGACUCGAACGGAGAGACGGAGGAAGGAGACGCCGCAGUCAAGUUCAAACGCCACACCGUGGCUCUCAGAGAUCCGGCUCCGUACGCUGAUCAGUUGGACUCGUUGGAGGAUCGACCGUAUAAACGGGUCAGCAUGGAGGAGGCUCAAAGGGGAACACCACCUGACAGACCGGUGAGAGUGUAUGCAGACGGUAUCUUCGACAUGUUUCAUUCCGGACACGCCCGGGCCCUCAUGCAGGCCAAAGACCUCUUUCCCAACACACACCUGAUCGUUGGAGUGUGCAGUGACGACCUCACACACAAACUCAAGGGCUUCACUGUGAUGAACGAGGAGGAACGCUACGACGCCGUCACACACUGCCGCUACGUGGAUGAGGUGGUGCGUAACGCGCCCUGGACCCUCACACCAGAUUUCCUGACCAAACACCGGAUUGACUUUGUUGCUCAUGAUGAUAUCCCGUACUCAUCAGCAGGGAGUGACGAUGUCUACAAACACAUCAAAGAUGCAGGAAUGUUUGCUCCGACUCAGCGCACCGAGGGCAUCUCCACCUCCGACAUCAUCACACGCAUCGUCCGUGACUACGACGUGUACGUGAGGAGAAACCUGCAGCGGGGCUACACGGCUAAAGAGCUCAACGUCAGCUUCAUCAACGAGAAGAAGUACCACCUGCAGGAGCGUGUGGAUAAGGUGAAGCAGAAGGUGCGAGACGUGGAAGAGAAGAGCAAAGAGUUUGUGCAGAAGGUGGAGGAGAAGAGCAUCGACCUGAUCCAGAAGUGGGAGGAGAAAUCCCGCGAGUUCAUCGGAAACUUCCUGCAGAUGUUCGGGCCCGAGGGAGCGCUGAAGCACAUGCUGAAGGAGGGGAAAGGUCGCAUGUUGCAGGCCAUCAGUCCUCGUCAGAGCCCGAGCAGCAGCCCGACCCGCGAGCGCUCGCCCUCGCCCACCUUCCGCCUCCCGUUCUUCACCAAGACCUCUCCGCCUUCCUCACCCCGCGCCAAGCGCCCGCGCCAUGACAUCACCUACGGCCAGAACAUCAGCGAGGAUGACGAGGAUGAUGAGGAAGAUUAGGAAGGAGGACGCAGGCUGUGGAGACGCUGACACGGAAUCACGACGCUCCUCCAUCGAACACGGAGCGAAGGACGGAUUUUAAAAAAACGCCACAGAUACGGCUGUGUGUGUAGAAUCCGUUAGCAUACAGGAGGACUCUCUGUGUGUGUGUGUGUGUGUGUGAGAUGUUAAGGCAUGCCAGUGUUCUGGUUCUGUUUCCUGUAAAGAUUCAGGUUUUGGGGAAGAGCCGCUGUGUUUUUACUGUCAGUGUGCACAGGAUCGUUUUUAUUUCUACUGGUUUUUGUUUGUUUGUUUUACAGUCGAACAGCACGCUCGGAGAGGCUGUGAAAAAAAAAAAAAGCUUGUUGCUAGGGUUA
Molecule: messenger RNA, 1661 nt
Organism: Hemibagrus wyckioides
Lineage: Eukaryota; Metazoa; Chordata; Actinopteri; Siluriformes; Bagridae
Gene: pcyt1aa
Product: phosphate cytidylyltransferase 1A, choline a
Exons: 9
Coding region: 190-1305 (371 amino acids)
Biological process (GO): CDP-choline pathway
Cellular component (GO): endoplasmic reticulum
Molecular function (GO): phosphatidylcholine binding; choline-phosphate cytidylyltransferase activity
Source: RefSeq, a predicted model, not a curated record